Entamoeba dispar SAW760 is the source of this 6741-nucleotide messenger RNA. RefSeq lists its product as uncharacterized. Gene Ontology annotation, molecular function: mechanosensitive monoatomic ion channel activity; monoatomic cation channel activity; protein binding. Gene Ontology annotation, cellular component: membrane. Gene Ontology annotation, biological process: detection of mechanical stimulus; cellular response to mechanical stimulus; regulation of membrane potential. The record is from RefSeq and is a predicted model, not a curated record. The coding region runs from base 1 to 6741 and encodes 2246 amino acids. NCBI's taxonomy places the organism in Eukaryota, Evosea, Mastigamoebida, Endamoebidae. The transcript has a single exon.
AUGGGAAUACAAACAAUGAUAAAUACUUUACGUGAUUUAGUCAAUAAAAUACCAGUCAUUAGAACAAUACUAAAUGGAUCAUUUUUAGUGAUAUUAUUAUUACCUUUUGUUUUUAUUCCUGGUGCUAUUUCUGCAUUUUACCUUGUUGUUUUUUUAUUAGUUUCUCUUGGAUUUUAUAUCACGAAAAUGUCAGUACUCAGAGUGUUAUCAUAUCUUGUUGCUUGUUAUUCAAUUUUUCAUUUUACUGCUAAUAUCAUCUUCGUGUUUAGUGACUCUGACAACUCUUUUGUUCUCUUCUUAUGUGGACUAAAUUUUAAGUACUAUGGACUUGUACGUUCUUGUCUUCAUUUUGGCACUGUAUUGGUAUUAUUCUUUUUUUCAUUUUUAUACUGUCUUACUAAAAAAGUUUCAUGGCAACCUAUUCCUUCAAAAUUUGCACCUGCAUUAACUUCAUUAAUAUUGUUUUGUUGUUCAUUAGUUUUAAAUACAUCACAAGGAGGAAUACUUCCAUUAGUUAUUAUGGUUAUUUCUACAGUAUCAUUCUUUGUACCAAAAAGAAUCCAAACAUGGAUAUUUAUUCCAACAUCAAUAUUAUUAAGUAUAUAUUUAUUAUGUUGGACAUUAUUUACAGUAUAUUCAUGGACAGCACAUGAGUAUGGACUUAUUAAUGAUCUAACAUUAAAAAAUAAAAUGAAAGACAUUUUUGAAACAAUAGGAUUUACAACAACAACAUUAAAUAGUUGGGUAUUUUCAUGGUUAAUGUUUAUAUCUUAUAUUUUUGUUUGUUUAAAUUGUGGAGGGAUUUAUUUAUUAUUAAUAUCUAAUAAAACAAAAGAAAAGUAUAAUGGAUAUGAACGUUUUCAAUCUGAUGAAGGAGAGAAAGAAGAAAAUGAAGAGACAACAAUGAUUGAAAAAUCUGAAGAUAUUAAAGAAGAAAACAAAUCAAUCUGGAAUAAAAUGGCAGACCAUAUGAAAGUAAUAAUGAAACAAAUAGUUUUAAUAACAAAAUUAUUAAUUCAAAUAACAAUUGAUUGUGGGUUAUAUGUUUCAUUAGGAAUUAUGUUUUGUGUUGGGUUGGUUGAUAUUAGUUUUCUUGGAUUUUGUUUUAUGAUUAUCUCUAUUUGUUUUGUAUUUAUUCCACCAUAUUAUAGUAAAAAAAUGUGGCCAUUAGUUAUUGUAUUUAUUAUUUUACAAAUUAUAACAGAAAUUAUUGUUCAACUACCAAUUAUUGAUAUUAGUACUAUUCCAAGUUAUAUUGGAUUAAAAAAAUUUAAUGAUCAACCAACAGAAACUUCAAAUUUUGAUUUAAAAAAUACUAUUUUAAGUGGAACACUUUCUAGAAUUAUUUUAUUAGUUAUUGCAAUAUUACAACAUGUUGCAAAUAAAAUUGGAUAUAAAAUAACAACAAAUGCAGAUAAUGUAGAAAUUAUUAAAUAUUGUUUUUCAAAAAUAGUUGAUUUUUGGGGAAUUUUUAUUUGUUGUUUUGUUAUUGCAUUUGCAGCAUUUUUUGAAUCUAUUAAUAUAGAAUUAAUGAUGUAUAUUAUUGCGUUAGGAGUAUUAGUUUUAAUUCAAAUUCAUUUUAGUAAUUAUAAAAAAAUAAUAAGAGUAAUACUACCUAUUUAUGCAAUUAUAUUUUUAUGUGUACUUAUUGUUCGUUAUGUUAUUCAAAUGGAUGUAAUUAUUUCUGAUGACUCACAAUCAGAAUCUCCUCUAAUUAAUAGUUUUUGGGAUAUUUUUACCAAAAUGAAUCAAUCAGAAUUAGGACUUGUUAAAUAUAAUUCUUUAUGGGAAAGAUUACUUGGAUUUUCACCAAAUAUUAUUGUUAUUGUUAUAUGUUUUGUUGAAAGUCGAUUAUUAAUAACACUUCCAAAAUAUUUAAAAAAUGUUCGUCAAACAAGAAGAGAAAUACGAAAACGAAAACAAGAUUGUAAUAAAAAUCACGAAAAAGAAAUAGAAGAAGAAAUAAAAGUUCCAAAGAAAAUAAAAGAGAUUUCUGAUUUAUUUAUGAGAUUUCUUUCAAUUUAUUUACCACAUAUCUCAAUUAUUUGUGCUAUAAUUUUUGCAGCAUAUCCAACAAUUUAUACUACACCAGAAAUUGAAACAUGGGAUUUACUUCAUUUUUUAUUAUUUGCAUCAAUAUUAAUUGCAUUAUUAAUGAAAAAAGGAUUUAAUGCAGCAUGUAUUCCAUUAUUAUGGGUAUGUACAUUAAGUAGUUUAAUAUUAAUUAUUCCAAACUUUCAUACAAUUAAUGAUUUUAUUAAUCAAUCAGGAAUUUUUAAGACAGAAGAAACAAAAGAAUGGUUUUAUAAAUUAAUAGGAUUAAAAACGUGUUAUGAAAAUAAUGAAAGAACUGAAUUAUGUGAAACAUUUGAAGGAAUAUAUUAUCCCAAAAGUUGGGAGUUAUUAAAAGAAUUUAUAAUAAUAUUAUUUAUAAUAAUAUUAUCAAGAACAUCAUAUUUUUGGGGAGAAAAAUAUAAAAAAAGGAACACAUUAGUAUUAUUUCAUUACACUGAUAUUUCAAAAGAAAAAGAAGGAUAUUCAAUAAAUAAAAUUAAAUAUUAUAUGUCAAACUUUUUUAGUGUAUUUGGAUCAUUAAUUGUAUUAAUUGUAAUAUUAUUAUGUUGCGCAUUUCAUUCGAAUGAUAUUAUAUGUAUAUUUUAUAUUAGUUUAGCAAUAGGUGGAAUUAGAUUACCAUAUAGUGUAAUAACAAAAAUUAUUCCAAUUAUUAAAUUAAUAUUAGUCAUAUUAUUAACAAUUAAUUCAAUUUGGACUAUUCCAUUAACAGGUGGACCAAUUGGAAAUUGGCAAAGAUGGAGUAAUUGGGAUUGGGAUAUUGAUCAAACACUAAGAAGAUAUAUUUUAUUAGUACCAACAAACUCAGGAAUAAAAUUAUUAUUAUCAAGAAUAUUUGAUGCGUUAUGUAUAUUUUUAAUAAACAGAUUAAUAUACAAUUAUCAUGAAGGACAUUCACAUGAUAUUUAUAAAUUUAUUUCACCUUAUUAUUUUCCAAAAGAGAUAAAAACAUUAUUUGAUAGUUUUAUUAAAUUGAUAUUAAAAAAUAUUAACUUAAUAUGUAGUAUUAUUAUUAUUUUAUUAGCAAUUACUAGAAAAGAUAUGAUUUCUUAUAUUUAUAUUGGAAUGAUGUUUUAUGUUGUGUUUAAAGGAAACUUUUUAAAACAAAGAAAAAUAUGGAUAAUUAUUCAAGGAAUAAAUGCUAUUAUUUUAGUAUUACAAAAUGUUAUUGUUUUAUCAAAUAUGUUAAAUUAUUUCAUUUUAAAUCAAUCAAAUAAAACAAUCACUAAUUUUAUUACUGUUCUUUUUCAAUUAUUAAGAGCAUUUGGAUUAAAUACAAUUGCAGGAAAAGAGUUUUAUAUUAAUCUUAUUAUCUUCUUUGUUUUAUUAAUUAGAAUCGCAUUAUUUAAACAAUUACCUGAAGUAUUUAAACAAAUUAAAGAAAUUGAAGAAGAACAAAAAGAAAUAAUAUUUUCAAGAACAAGAGAAUUAAUUGAUUUAGAUAGAGAUAAAAUAUUAAUUGAAUUAGAUAAAGAGUAUAAUGAUAAAAUUAUGAGAAUGGUUCGUUUAGAAGAGUUAAGAAAAUUACGUAAAAAAGAAGGAUUAAAUGAUUUAAUAGAACAACCAAAAAUUAUUGAACCAGCUCAAUUUUUAUCAACUGUUCCUGACUCUUCUAGUUUCAUUGAAAAAAUUAUCAAAUGGACUAAAAAUUAUUUAUUAAAAGGAAUUGAUAUAUUCAUCCAUUUCCUUCAUAAUAGAAAUCUUGUUGUUCGUUUAAAUAUUCCAAAAGAUGCAAAUGAAGAAGAAAUUAAAAAAGAAUUAAAAGAUACAAUAAGACCAAUCAUCCAAGCUGUUUUAAUAAAUUUAGAAUCAACAGAAGAAGAACAAGAACAAAUAAAUGAUACAGAAAUAUUAUUAACUAAAAAUGAAACUUCAGAAACUAUUUCAAAAAAAGAAAAGAGAUAUGAAUUACUUCCAAUUAAAAAACAUUCAAUUGAACCAUAUAAAUAUAAAAGUAGAUUAUAUAUGAUAUUUUGGGGAAUUUGGUUUUAUUGUAGUGAACAAACAGAAGUAUUUAUUCAAAUAUUAUUUAUUUUAAAUCACUUAUUUAAUCAAAAUAUAUUAAGUUCAGUCUAUCCAAUUCUUGGAUUUUCUAUUAUUAUGAUGUGCAAAAGACCAAAUCCAUCUAAGAUUAUUUGGAACAUUAUUUCAUGUUAUUGUUUUCUAUUAGUUUUUAUUAGAAUGUUAGUUGAAUUACCUGGUUUUUGUUUAACAUCAACUCGAUAUGAAAAAUAUGAUGCGUUGUCUUAUACAACUGAUGUUAUCCAAUCUAAAACUUUACAAUGUGAUUCAAAACCUUUAACUUAUAAUCAUAUGUCACCAGUUUAUUUAAUUGGAAUAUAUCCAGUUGAAAAUUAUAUUACGUCAAGUUUUAUUUGGGAUAUUAUUUGUUUAUUUAGUGUUAUUAUUCAUAUUUCUUCUAUGAGAUCACGUGGAUAUUGGAAACAACAAUAUUUGUUAAGAAGACAAUGGUCUAACAUUAUUAUUGAAAAUUAUAGAAGACAGUUAGUUAAUAAAAUUUAUCCCGGUACUUAUGGUGAACUUCUUUUUAUUAUUGAAACUAUAACAAAUUUUACGAGUGAUAAUUCUGAUUAUUUAAGUUAUAAAAGACAUGACUUAUUUGUUGUUGAUAAAAUUCAAGACAAUGGAAUGUUAUUUGUUAAAAAAGGUAAUAAACAAGGAUUAAUUCAUUUUGAAAAUGUUCGUUUAUUUGAACAACAAAAUGAUAAAAUUAAAAAACAAAAAAUUUGUACUAUUAAACCUCAACACAAAGAAACAUUUGAUAAUAGUUAUUCUAUUAUAAGUGAUGACGCUGAUUCUCUUAAUGAUGAGUUUGAUCUUUUAAAACAACAUGAAGUUGAAUUAAUGAAUCAAAAUGAACUUGAAGUUACUGACGUUAUUAAUUUUGAUAAAUUAGAAAGUUAUUUACAUAAAAGAGAAAUUUAUUUAAAAGAACAAGAUGAAAUUUAUUCUCAUACAAACAAAUAUAUUUCUUUUAUUAAAUCAAUAUAUUUGUCAAUUAAAAAAUUCUUUACAUCUAUCACUAACGAUCAAUUUAAACGUGGAAGAGAUCUUUAUAUUCCUAUGUUUAUUUGUGAAUUAUUAUGUUUCUUAUUCCUUGUUAUUUUUCAAGGUGCUUUUACUAAUUCUGAAGGUAGUUUUAUCGAAUUUUUUACUUCUGAUUAUUUACCUAUUUUUUAUGUUCUUGGAUUAUUACUUCAAUUUGUAAUGAUUUUAAUCGAUAGAAUUAUUUAUUUAUGUAAAUCAAUUAAAGCAAAAUUAAUAAUGCAAUACUUCUCAUUAAUAUUAUAUCAUGGAUUAAUCUUUAUUAUUUAUCCUUCUAUUCUUAAAACAAAAACUCAUUUAUCUUCUAUUUGUCUUACUAUUUUUUAUUUAUUUAAAGUUGUCUAUUGGACUAUUUCGGGAUUACAAAUCAAAUCUGGCUAUUUGAUUUUAUCUUCUAAAAGAAUUUUGAUGGCAAAUUAUUCUUAUAUUUCUUCACUUAUUUUCUCUACUUAUUAUACUUUACCUUUUGUAUAUGAAAUUAGAACUAUUCUUGAUUGGACUUUUGCUAAAACUUCUAUGUUUUAUAAAUUAUGGUUAAAAGUUGAAGACAUUCAUGCUGAAUUAUAUAUGAAUCAAUGUGAUAGAGAAAUAGAAAAAUCUAGAAAUCAUGUAUAUGGUGAAUCUAGAGGAAUAAUGGAAAAAUUAACUGGUGGUUGUAUUAUGAUUGUAAUUAUGUUAAGUAUAUUAUGGUUCCCUUUAUUACUUAUGUCAUCUGCUGCUCCUAAUUUUAUUCAACCAAAACCAACAAAUGUAGAAAUUACUUUUAGUUUAGCUGGAAAUGGAAAAUUUUUUGAUCAAGAAGAUUCUAGUUUUACUGAAUUAACAGGAGCUGAAUGGAAAGUACUUGGACAAACUCAUGACUUAAAAAAAGAUGCAAGUUUAUGGGUAUUUGGUUGUUCAUUGUCAUUAAAGUCAAUGUCAUAUUGGUCAUUAACACCUGACAAAAAAGAAGAUUUAAAUACAACUCUUUGCAACGGAAAACAAGUAAUGCUCAAAACUAAAAUUUUAAUGUCUCGUGAAGACUCUGCUGCUGUUAAUACAUUUGAAUUAAAUGAAAAAAUAAUUUUAGGUAAAAAAGAACUUCAAGGAUUUUGUGAUUUAUUAAAUGAUAAAGAAAAUAACUUCACUUUAUCAUUUUUCCCAGAAAUUGUUUCUAUGCCAACUCUUUCACAAACAGAACUACUGAGAUAUGACUCUACUAAUAUUUCUUUAAUACCUAAAAAAGGUAUUGAUAAUAAAACUCAAUUAUCUUAUUGGUGGUUUGAAACAACAAAUGGUUCUACUGUCGUUGAUUGGUAUGUCUCUUCUCCUAAUGUUCCAGAUACAGGAGUGAUUUCUAGUUUAAGUUCAAAGGGAAUUAUUGGACUUUAUACAGUAGUUGUUCUGACUCUUUAUUCUUUAAUUAAAUCAGAUUACUCUGGUCUUUCACAUACAGUCAUGUUUAAAAACCUACCAAAUUGUCAUGGUUUAUUACAACUUUGCGAUGACAUCAUUAUGGCUCGGCAAGAUGGUGAUUUAAAAUUAGAAGAAGAUUUGGUUGAUGAACUUAUAAUGAUUUAUAGAACACCAUCUCUUUUAGUAGAAAAAACAAAAAUUGAUUAA